AUGAGUUUUGCAGCAGGCAACCGAUCCCAGAUCCACUCCAAAGGGCGUCCCCCAGCACAAACCACGACCGUACGGGCUCGUAAGCAUUCCUCCGUAUGGCACCGCAUGGUAUUGUAUUGUACACAGCACACACUAUCGUCUCUUCACCACUCCGUGUUGCUGUUUCUUUUAUUGGUUGCACCGUGAUGCGCGCUGCUCCAAUGAGAAAAAGCCGAAACCCGACAGAGCCGUUGGUGUUGUUGUGUUGUGUUGUGUUGCGUUGCGUUGCGUUGCCCCCUAGCUGCUCCGCUGUUAGGCUGGCUGCUUGCCUAUGACGUACGUACGUGCUUGUUGAUGGAAGGAUUCUAGGAUACUGCGUUGUUGGAAUGCGAACUCCGUUCUGCGCUUGUUUGCGCUUGUUCACUUCGUGUCGACCCCGUUGCUCCCUUUGUCUCGCCUUGUAUCCUGCCCGAUCCUUUGCUACACCUUCUCCUCACAAUAUUCUCUUUGAGUUACUUUCAAAACACAAACAACAAACACUACCAAAAUGUUCGCCCGCAACGCCAUCGUCCUCGCCGCUGUCCUCGCCUCCACCGAGGCCUUUGCCCCCGUCUCCCGGGUCAACACCGCCUCCACCACCGCCCUCGAGGCCGCCACCAUCUGGUACUCCACCUCCACCGGAAACACCGAGACCGUCGCCCAGUACAUUGCCGACGCCGCCGGAGGCCUCGACAUCAACGACAUUGGUGACGCCUCGGACGACGAGAUUACCGGAUCCGACGGACUCAUCAUCGGUGCCCCCACCUGGCACACCGGAGCCGACGAGCAGCGCUCGGGAACCUCCUGGGACGACUGGCUCUACGACACCCUCCCUUCCCUCGACCUCGACGGAAAGAAGGUUGCCAUUUUCGGAGUCGGUGACCAGCAAUCCUACGGAGACAACUACUGCGACGCCGCCGGAGAGCUCUACGACCUCUUCACCGCCAAGGGCGCCAAGGUCUUUGGAUUCACCAGCCAGGACGGAUACGACCACGUCGAGUCCAAGGCCGUCUACGACGGAAAGUUCUGCGGACUCAUGUGCGACGAGGACAACCAGUACGACCUCUCCGAGGACCGCUCCAAGGCCUGGGUUGCCCAGCUCAAGGACGAGGGAUUCUUCUAAACGAAACGAAGAUGGUAGUACAAAAAGUUUUGUGACGAACCAACUCUCCGCUGCCUUCGUGUGCAACGGGAAGGAAGGCCGCUAGAAUUAAAAUAAAGUAACUUUCAAUAC
Molecule: messenger RNA, 1252 nt
Organism: Pseudo-nitzschia multistriata
Lineage: Eukaryota; Bacillariophyta; Bacillariophyceae; Bacillariales; Bacillariaceae
Source: the annotation of a GenBank genome assembly